This is a messenger RNA of Motacilla alba alba, 5817 nucleotides long. RefSeq names its product coiled-coil domain containing 3 (gene CCDC3). Gene Ontology annotation, cellular component: extracellular region. Gene Ontology annotation, biological process: negative regulation of gene expression. Bases 2405 to 3280 code for a protein of 291 amino acids. The record is from RefSeq and is a predicted model, not a curated record. The transcript has 3 exons. Lineage: Eukaryota; Metazoa; Chordata; Aves; Passeriformes; Motacillidae.
UUUGCAGCAUACAAUAAGCAGAGAUGAAGGUUAAAUGUGAGGCUUUUCUACCCAGGAGACAUCAAUCUUGUAUUUAUACACAGAGGAAAUAGCAACUGCAUUUCACACAAGCUGAGAAUUUGGUUCCCAGGACAAAACCAACCUGUUGUCAUAAACAUCUCUUCAGCUUCAUGGGGCUCUGCCUCCAGAGAAGUGGCACUGAAGUAAUGAAAUACUACAAAGCAGCAUGCUGCUGCUCACACUGAACACAAGAUUUGUGUGGGUGAAGCUGCCAGGCUCUGACACCAGUCAUACCACUUGGAAAGACAUGGACAGACUUGGAGACACCACCCUGGAUGGGCUGAACAUCUCUCCCAUCACUUGCAGCUCUUCUCUCUUUAUUCUUUGCCAGUAUCUCAAGAUACCAUUUCUCAUAGAAACUUGAGGUUCAUGUCAAAGCCUCCAUUUACACUGGAUUGCACAAAAUGCCUCCAAAACUGCCUCAGCUUUAUCUGAAGUCAACAUCAGCCUCAGUUCUUUGUUUUACUCUUUAUUUUUGUUUAUUUAGCUAAAACCUACUGAAAGAGGCUCUGAAACCUUUUCUACCACAAUUUUGUCCCUUCAGGUUCCAAAGCAAAAAGGAAUUUUUUCCUAGUGGUUAACAUUAAUUAAAUACUGAGCUGGUUGGUCUUUUGUGACUUCUUGAGGGUAUUUUCUUUAAAAAGUUCAAAAUUGCUUUUAAAUUUUUUUCCUGUAAGUUUGAAGCAAUUUGUUGAUCUUUGAGAAACAGGGAAAAAAUUGAAAAACUCUGUAAUUCUGAAUUUUUUUUUUAGGGAAAAAAAAAUCAAAAUCUGUUUAUCUUUUAGCAAGAACCAACUUUGCUGUUCAUGCAUAAAGCUGUGGUGAAAUAUAUUGUAGCAUCUUGCCAUCAUGAAAUAUGAAUACUACUUUGUUAAACUCUUCAGCACACGGAUGAGACCGAUGAAACUAUUCCAGAGGAAGGCAUUUGUCACUAAAGCUGUUUUGUCUCACUGUUGUGAAGCUGACUCAGCAUUAUUUAACUGAUGAUUCAUAAUUUUGCACAUUAUUUCUAACCCCAGUCCUGCACAAGGACCCUCCUAUACCAGGAGCAGUAUGAACAUGGAACAAAGAGGCACCUUCUGCUUCCAAGAGCUCCAAGUCCUUGUAGAGGACUGGAGAGGCAGAUGGAGUUAGAUGGAGGGUGAGGUUAAAGGAACCAGCCAGGACAUGCUGCCAGACUUUGAGUAACCUUUACAGCCAGGGAGAGAUUUAGCUGUGACUGUGUCUCAAUGAUAUUCAUACAAAAAAAAAAACCCUCCAGAAGAUUUUAAGUGUCCCAUGCCCAUUCCUGACUAUUAUUCUAAGUAAGAUCAGAUGUGGGAAAAAGAGAAUACUGAAAUAGAAAGAGGCUGUUGGAGGCUGUGAGUGGUGCAAGGCCCCCAGGGAUCCUUGGGAGAAGCUCCACAGCAGUUUGUAUGUGGGGAGAGGGUCAGUCUUUGAGUUAUCUGCCAAAAAGCUGCAUCAGACUGCUCUAGGAUGAAGCAGUGGGAAGUCAAAAUACAUUGAGAGCUGGCUUUUUACUUUUACCUUGCUCACCAGAUGUAUUUUGGAAAAUUAUUGCAGGCUAGUCUCCUACAUUUGCAAGUUUUUCUCGAGCCUCAUUUGAAAUAGAAGUGGAUGACUAGAGUUACAAGUUUCCAAACAAACACAUCUUAAGUUUCCCAGGAUCUUCUUUCCUAGGAGAGCUGUGCACAGCCCCCUGCUCCACUGGGACCCUUGCACUUCCAAAACCCUACGAGCCACACCUUCAUCUUUCAAAGCCCUGGGUGCCACCAAGUGCUCACCCCGAGUCCAGGGAGUGUCUGACAGCAGCUGCACUCAGCCCGGAGUGUGCCUGCCUUUCCCAUCUCUGCUCUUCUGCAUCUUCCCUCUUUGCAGUCUCCGUCCUGUCCACCUCUUCCCUUUGCAUUCCUCCUCUCUGCAACUCUGCCUUUGCAUCCCUCCCCUUUGUAUCCCUCCCUUUUCACCUCCCCCUUUGCACCUCUCUCACUUACAGCCCUCCCCUUCGCCUCUCUGCCCCCUUCGCAUCUCUGCCUUUUCCCAUCCCUCCCCUUUGCAUCUCUGCUCCUCGCAUCUCUGCCCCCGUACACCUCCUGCCCCUCGCCCCUUCCCGCUCCUGCCUGCCCGGCUCUGAGCCCUCUGUGCAUCUGCCCCAGGCACCCUCCACUCCUCCCUCCCUCCCCACCCCUUCGCAUCUCCGCCUCGCUGCCUCCCUGCGCUCUCGCCCGGCCCGGUGCCCCGCAGCCUCCGGGCAGCCCGCAGCGCCUCCGGGCCGUCCUGUGCCCCGCUCCAACCCCGCUGAGCCCCGGCCCUGCCCUGCCCGCCCGGCCCGGAGCCGCCCGCGAUGCCGCCGGUGCCGGUGCCGGUGCCGGUGCCGGUGCCGGUGCUGGUGCUGGGGCUGGUGCUGGGGCUGGGGGGCCGGGCGGGCGCCGGGGGCGGCUGCCAGCUGCCGGCGGAGUGGCGGCCGCUCAGCGAGGGCUGCCGGGCCGAGCUGGCCGCGAUCAUCGUGUACGCGCGGGUGCUGGCCCUGCACCCCGACCCCUACGGCGCCUACAACUACCUGCCCUGGCAGAGGGGCCCUCCCGGCGGUCCCCAGCAGGGAGCGGGGGACCUCUUUUACUCGGCCGAGAUCGAGCUGCUGUGCGACCAGGCGUGGGGCAGCAUGCUGGAGGUGCCCGCCGGCUCCCGCCUCAACCUCACCGGCCUCGGCUACUUCUCCUGCCACUCGCACACCGUCAUGCAGGGCUACAAUUAUUUCUUCUUCCUCCGAAUGGAUGAGAACUACAUCCUCCUGCCACAUGGAGUCAACUUCCAGGAGGCGAUUUUCCCUGACACCCAGGAGAACAGAAGAAUGUUUGCCAGCCUUUUCCAGUUUUCAAACUGCUCGCAGGCACAGCAUGUGUUGAGCUUCUCCAGUGACUGGGAGAUUCAAGAGGACAACCGGCUCAUGUGCUCCUCGGUGCAGAAGGCCCUGUUUGAGGAGGAGGACAGGGUGAAGAAGCUGCAGCAGAAAGUGGCGGCGCUGGAGAAGCGCAACAAGCAGCUGCGGGAUCGAGUGAAGAAAGUCAAGAGGUCUCUCCGGCAAGCCAGGAAAAACUCCAGGCACAUGGAGCUGGUGAACAGAAAGCUCAGUGAGAAACUUUCCUCUGCUGGUGGUCAAAUCCCCUAUAUUAACUCUUUGAAGCAGGAGAACUCCCAUGGUACCUACCUGAAAGGGUAGGUGGGGUAAGUGCUCAGGCUGGUGCUAGUGGCGAGAUUUGUCUGCAUUAGAUCAGGAUCUGGCCCUCACACCUUGUCUAUGCUGUGCUUCAAACCUUGCAUGGAAAAUGAAUCUGAACUUGCUUUAGACACAGUGCCAGAUUAAACAGGAAUGCCAGCUGGAUUUGGCACAGCCCAAAGCCACGUCCUUGCUGUUCUCAGUGGACACGGGGCUCAACAGUCAUCUGUGCCUCUCCUCCCUCACCCACCUCCACCUCCACCACCAGCUUUAGGUUGUCUUUGAUGGAAAUGCCAGCCCAGACCUCUGGGCCAUUGCAGGCACUUGACACAGGAGUUCUUCCUGCCAGUUUACCUCCUCUUCAUGGGCUGGGCAAGCAAGGCUUGGGAUCUAGAGAUGGAUGUGGUGGGAAGGAUGAAGGCAUGAAUGCCCUUUCCUCCCUUAUCACCCCCAGGCUCUCAACCUUGCUUGAGCUUGACUGAAGUCUACAUCCAGUGCCUGGGCACAGGCUAUGUCUGAGACUCAGGCAGUUUGUGCCCCUCUUCAGCACGAAAUAUAGAUGUGCCCAAAUUGUCUUGAUUGUCUUUGUUCCUAUAUAUCCUUAAAUAUUCUAAAUCAAAUAUAUAACAACUUUUAUUUUUCCAAGAAGUGCCUCAAGACUCUCAGUAACUCCUCAGGUGCCUUUAUCACUGGUCAGCCAACUGGGUUGGAAACCACAUCAUUUUGGGACUGUGUCUAAGACCUAAUCCUGCAGUCAGGAGUGGACUUAGCCUAUGAGUGGGUGUUGGAUCAGGCCCAGUGGGCAAUUUCAGAUCCCAUUCUCAAGCAGGUUUAAGUUACAGUGUGGACAAAGCUUCAAGUUUUGUAGUCACUGAGGUAUAAUGGAGGUUGCUGGGCAGCCUCACUUAGUUACAUUUAAAACCUGUAGAGACCACAUCAGUAUCAACAGGGCAUUAAAAAUUUAGGUAGUUUAUAUAUGUAUAUAUUUUAAAAUCCUAUAGAAAAUAUUUUUAUUACACAUUUGAUAUAGUCUAAUUUCUUAAAAUAUUUCUGUUUCUUGGUUAUCUCAUAAAAAAGAAAAGUCCAUCAUAUCCUUUAUUAGGUAUUUACAAACUCACUUCUUCUCAAGCAGUGUGGGUUUAGGCCUCAGUAUCCGUGGCUGAUAAUGUUAAUGCUUGAAACUAUCCCUGCACUUGGAAAAGCCCAUAUCAGCUUUCAAAUGUGAGCUUCACUCCAAGCAGAACACAGAAGCUGACUCUCAUUACCUUCCAGUUUUGCUCCUUUUGGAAAUACUUUUUUUUUCCCCUCUUGAAAUAAUAUUGGCAUUUUUAAAGAUUCUGACUCCUGCACAAGCUCCACUGGUUUCAAAGGCUCCACCUUCCACAUCACCACAAUUUGAAUUGUUUUCUGCUGGAGUCAGCAAUGCUGUUUCCUGAGAAUAACUACACAACUUAGGCUUCCCUAGAAACCACCAAGAGAUUUUAACUCCAAAAUUUAAAUCCAUAGAAAAGUAACUACUUUUUUAUUGUUUUAUUUUCUGGCUUCUAAACUACUGUUUAAAUAAAUGAACUGGUUUUCCAUUUAAAAGCUUGUGUUUUAAUUUUUUGUUAAGAAGAAUAUUCCCUCUGGUAUUCAUUCAUGUUUUAUAAAUGUUUGUAUAAUGCUGAGAAAGUAUAAUUAAUAUAGUUACACCUUUGCUAUUCUUACAGAUUUUCCAAACACAGUGUUGAAUAUCUUUUUCUUUUGGCUGGUAUUUUUGUUGCUGGAUGAAAAGAUUGGAAUUUUCUUCCUGUUUCCCCCUUUGUGUUCCUUGAAAAAAAAAAAAAAAAAAGUAAAACAUUUUGUUCUCCUUGUAAGUUUUGUGAGAAUUUUGUUUAUUCUGCAAAGAAAACGAAAAGAACCUCCCCAAAUGCAAAGUCCAAAUGCAGCCCAAAAAGCUCUCACUGGGUACAGAACCCAAAAAACAUUGUUUCCUUGUGAGUGUUUCCCCUUUCAUUCCUGCCUGGGUUUGGAUCAUUUCCAGAGAUAAGGACCAGCAGUCAGAUCAGGUCACAAAUUAACCCUCUCGACAAGUAACAGGGGAUGUCAAACCUAAAUAAAAAUGCCAUUAAAGUGUCAGCACUGAUUGCCUGUCCCUGCUGGUGACAGUAUCCAGAGAGUGAGCAGGAAGGCUGCACAUGCAGGAAACACAAGAGGAAUGAGGAAUUUUGGUUCUGUCCACCCAGGCUGGUACACAUCACCCAGGGCCUGCCUGACACAUGCUGUAAGUUUUAGACCCACUCCGUAGCAAUUUCAGGGAUCAGCUCAUCUGGAGACCUGCAAAAAGGGCAAAAUUUCAUGCCAUUUCCAAGAGUAAUGGGAAAGGCAUGGUUGAGUAUGUUCCUCUUGAAAAGCUAUGAGAUGCAGAAAUGAAGAGGAGGUUGGCAUAGCUGGGUGGGUUCACAAGAGAUUGUGUAGAAACCCAAAAAACAUCCUGGUAAAAAACAGAAAGACAAAAAAAAUCCCCAUUUUGUUAGAAACAACACCAAAUGUGUCAGCCC